Mesorhabditis spiculigera is the source of this 1701-nucleotide messenger RNA. The record is from the annotation of a GenBank genome assembly. NCBI's taxonomy places the organism in Eukaryota, Metazoa, Nematoda, Chromadorea, Rhabditida, Rhabditidae.
AUGGUGGAGUAUCUCAGGAGAACUUUUCACAGCAUUGUGGACGCUGUGGACAAUGCCCGGCCGCUAUCAUUGGCCACUCGAUCCAGGAAUGAGCCCUCAUCCUCCACGGCACCGGACGUGCCGGCCAAACCACUCGAUCCACAGCCAGCACUCGACACACUCGAAAAACUACGGUACAUCUUACAUCAGCUGAAUAGUGGCCAGCUCCCCUUAGAGGAUCUGAAGCGUAAUAUCGAAUAUGCGGCCCUCGUCCUCGAAACUGCCUAUAUGGACGAGACCAGGCGAAUAUGCGAUGAGGACGAUGACCUGGCAGAGGUUACCCCCGAGACGGUGCCAGAUGAGGUACGCGAAUGGCUGGCGGCAACGUUCACCCGACAAAAUGCCGGCAAGAAACGGGAGAAGCCCAAAUUCAAAUCGGUGGCCAACGCCAUCCGCACCGGCAUAUUCUUCGACAAGUUAUUCCGACGACAGCAAGGCGUUCAGUGCCCGAUCCCGGCCGAGAUCACAAACUUGAUGAAGACCCAAGACGUCAAUUCAUGGUCUUUCGACUCGUUCCACCUCAAUGAAGUCUCCGAGGGCCACGCCCUUAAAUACGUCGCCUUCGAGCUGUUCAACCGAUACGGCUUCAUGGAUCGAUUCAAGAUCCCGCUACCGCAGCUCGAGAACUACGUGACGGCCCUCGAGAUCGGGUACUCCAAACACAACAACCCAUACCAUAACGUCGUUCACGCGGCCGACGUCGCACAGAGCUCACACUUUAUGCUCAGUCAGACCGGGCUGGCGAGUAGCCUCGGUGACCUGGAACUGCUUGCCGUGCUGUUCGGUGCCCUCAUCCACGACUAUGAACAUACCGGUCAUACAAAUAGCUUUCAUAUUCAAUCCGGAUCACAAUUCGCAUUGCUCUACAAUGAUCGCUCCGUCCUCGAGAAUCACCACGCUUCCGCAUGUUUCCGGUUGAUGAAAGAAGACGAUAAGAACAUCUUUGGCAAUUUGAGUCGAGACGAAUUCAGAGAACUCCGAAAUAUGGUAAUUGAAAUCGUGCUCGCCACCGACAUGAGCACCCAUUUCGUCCAAAUCAAGACGAUGAAGAAUAUGUUGUCACUACCAGAAGGAAUCGACAAAAACAAGGCGCUCUGCCUUAUCGUACACGCGUGUGAUAUUUCACAUCCCUCGAAACCGUGGAAUUUGCACGAGCGAUGGACCGAGGGGGUUCUCGAAGAGUUCUUCAGACAGGGUGACCUCGAGAGCUCGAUGGGAUUACCAUACUCUCCACUGUGCGAUCGGCAUACCGUUCAUGUAGCGGAGAGUCAGAUCGGCUUCAUCGACUUUAUCGUCGAACCCACGAUGGUGGUUUGUGGAGAAUUGCUCGUGAAAAUGGUGGAGCCGCUCGUCUCGUUGCCACCAACGGAUAGCUUAUUCCCGCCACAACAGGACGGUCAAGACAGCACAUCACCCAGUCAAGCCCUGUCGCCAUUACCCGAAAAGCUCAGCCGCUCCAAUUCCACAAACAAUGCCACAUCUGUGCGCAAAAUUCCGCUGUCCUACAGCGGCAAGCUCGAGAUCCCGAACCCGUGGACCAGAUAUCUUCAUGAGAACAAGGGAUUGUGGAAGGAAAAAGCAGCAAAGGAAGAGGAAGAACGAAAGAAAGCCGCUGUCGAGGAGCCAAAGGAGAAUGGCACCGAAAACGGGAAGCCAGAACCC